AAAAUGCGUAAAGUGGAACGUAAAAAUCGAUCAUUAAAACUUAUGGCAGGUGUCGCUUGAAUCGCCUAGAUUUUUCAGUCAUACUGGUGGGGCGAUAAGAAUAUUUCUCAAAAAGAAAUCACGUUUCCAAAGCACAAUGGCCAACUACCUGAUGCGCCGUGCGCUGUUAGACGCAGUGCGAAUCCCCGCCUGUGCCAGGGCUGUCGCCUCUUCUGGAGUCAGUGAACUCGGCAAGAUCGGCAACCGCGAGUGGGUAGGCUACGGCUUCAACGGCCAGCCCAACUACGUAGACCGCGCCGAGUUCCCCCUCCCAGCCGUGAGGUUCCGCCCUGAAACCCCCGAUGUCAAGGCUCUCCGUGAGAAGGAGAAGGGAGACUGGCGCAAGCUGACCCUCGAGGAGAAGAAAGCGCUGUACCGCGUUUCCUUCUGCCAGACUUUUGCUGAGUUCCAGGCGCCCACGGGCGAGUGGAAGGGUGUUCUUGGAUGGGGUCUGUUUAUUGCAUCCUUCUCCGUCUGGAUCUAUAUGGCCAUGAAGCUGUUCGUGUACAGCCCGCUCCCCGAAUCCCUGAAGGAGGAGAACCAGAAGGCGCAGCUGAGGCGCAUGCUCGACCUCAAGGUCAACCCCGUGGACGGUCUCGCCUCCAAGUGGGACUACGAGAACAACCGCUGGAAGUAAACUUUCUGACGUACAAAUGGUGCUUGGCUGGUGUUGGAGGGUCUCUGGCACGGCGCUUAGUGUAGAUCCAAUGUUACUAUUGUAAGCGAGAUGUCUGUAAGAUAAUAAAUGUGAUACACAAAACUAA
Molecule: messenger RNA, 803 nt
Organism: Manduca sexta (tobacco hornworm)
Lineage: Eukaryota; Metazoa; Arthropoda; Insecta; Lepidoptera; Sphingidae
Product: cytochrome c oxidase subunit 4 isoform 1, mitochondrial
Exons: 5
Coding region: 137-676 (179 amino acids)
Biological process (GO): mitochondrial electron transport, cytochrome c to oxygen
Source: RefSeq, a predicted model, not a curated record